This is a messenger RNA of Vicia faba (fava bean), 441 nucleotides long. The record is from the annotation of a GenBank genome assembly. NCBI's taxonomy places the organism in Eukaryota, Viridiplantae, Streptophyta, Magnoliopsida, Fabales, Fabaceae.
AUGAUUGUUUCAGAUGUUUCUCUUAUCCUUGACCAAGAAACCAAAGUUCUACUGAGGCAGACCAAGCUAAAUAAUUUCUUUCAUUCAGCUUUUCUGAAGUGCUUGUUGCCUGUGCAUAAAUGGAUGGUUCGCCACGUAUAUUUUCCCUGUAUAAGGUUUGGUAUACCAAAGGGUGCUUCUGCUUUGAUAGCUUUCCUGGUUUCUGCCGUCUUCCAUGAGUUAUGCAUUGCUGUUCCUUGCCGCAUGUUCAAGAUGUGGGCUUUUAUUGGAAUUAUGUUUCAGGUUCCUUUGGUCUUGAUCACUAAUUACCUGCAAAAUAAAUACAGAAACUCAAUGGUUGGAAAUAUGAUUUUUUGGUUCAUAUUUUGCAUUCUUGGUCAACCUAUGUGCGUACUACUAUACUAUCACGACUUGAUGAAUAGGAAAGGUGAAAUUGACUGA